CCGAGCGAGGAAAGCAGAGAUUUCGCUCUGAGCCAUGGAGGCAAAUUAGACCGCUGAACGUCUGGGAGCGAGUCGGCGUUUAUCUUAAAUAUAUUUGCAUAACUACAGCCGCAUGUUCCGAUGGGGUUCCGCUCCAGCGCCUACGGUUUACGGUGACUGCACUCCUCCUCAAGGAGUGAUGCCAGCUCCCGAGCAGCCCCCCGCUGAGGAGGACAGGCUGUGUCCUGUCCGGGAGGGCCCCCCUGGGCCUCCUGUGGAGUCCCACAGCAUCGCGACCAACAUCCUGGCCUCCGUCAAAGAACAGGAGCUCCAGUUUGAGCGGCUGACCAGGGAGCUGGAGGCGGAACGCCAGAUUGUGGCCAGCCAGCUGGAGCAAUGUAGGCUGGGGGCGGAGUCUCCGGGCGGCAGCAGCGCCAGCUCUUCUGAGAAGUCCUUCCCCUGGAGAUCAGCAGACGCCUCGGUGGUGGGUGAGACCAAAUCGCGGGUGACGGACAGCUCGCAGUCACCAACCUACUGCACGCGGAGUGAGGCGGACCAGGCAUCGCUGUACUCCCCCGAGCAGACAUCUCUGCAUGAAAAGUCGGCCGGGAACUCCCGCAGCUCCACGCAGAUGAACUCGUACUCGGACAGCGGCUUCCAGGAGGCCUGUGGGUACUACAGUGGACAGGGUGCCGGCAAGCCGGAACUCAGGCUCCAGCACUCCUAUCCUGGCAGUGGAAACUCGCUGGGCCGCGGAACCCGCGCUGAGGGACAGACCUCCAUCCAGGUGACCGGGAGUCACCCCGCCGGCUCGGGCCGGGCCAUGCGGAGGGUGAGCUCGGUGCCGUCCCGCACGCACUCGCCCGCGUACGGCAGUGCCGUGUCCCCGUCGCGCGGCUCCCUGCGCACCUUGCUGGGCAGCGCUUACGGCUCGCCGGUGGUGGCCGAGCCCAAACCGCUGGCGGCGGUCUUCUCCGCGACGACGCUGCCUGCUUCCCAGCGGCCUGGCUCUCCGGCCUCCGUGCGGCCCGGUAGCGCCGGCCGCGCUGCCUCCUCCUCCCCAUACCAGGCGCCGGCACGCGCCGGCUCCCCCGCGGCCACGCCCGGAUCCUCAUCGCCCUCGCCGGUGCGCUCCGGCAUGACGGCGGUGCCUCAGCACUACGGCUCCACGCUGCCGCGCUCCCUGCUACACGACGGUGACCUCUACGCCCCGCGCACCUACGAACUCUACGAGCGCAUGCUCCCGCCGCGCCCCGACAGCCUCACAGGCCUUCAGACCUCCUACGCCAGCCAGCACAGCCUACUGGGCCAGGACUUGAGGAUGGCCAUGUCUCCUGACCGCAACAUCACCCCCAUUUACGAAGGCCGCACCUUCCCGGCCCCCUUGUUCCACAGUCCCAAUCAUGGCACUGUCGACCUGAACCACGGCUCCCAGAGCGCCCUCUACAGGACAAGCUCAGGUAUGGGCAACUUGCAGCGGACCCUGAGCCAGCACAGUGCCGCCACCUACCACAAAGGGGGUAACUAUGCCACGUACAACGAAGCCUACCGCCACUACCGGCCCUCUGAGCCCAGCUACAGCCGGCGGGCCGUCGCCGUGGACGAUGGGGCCACUCGCUCUCCCUCCAUAGACAGCAUACAGAAGGAUCCCAGAGAGUUUGCCUGGCGAGACCCAGAGCUGCCCGAGGUCAUCCACAUGCUGCAGCACCAGUUCCCGUCGGUCCAGGCCAACGCGGCAGCAUACCUACAGCACCUGUGCUUCGGGGAUAACCGGGUCAAGUCCGAGGUACAGGGAGGGGGGGCAUUUUGGCUCAGUCCACCAGGGGGGGUCGUGACACUGCCGGCCGUAUUAUUUCCCAGCAUAGGUCGUCAGCUGAAAAUGCUACAGCUUAUUAAGUUUAAUAAAAUAAAAUCAUACUGUAAGGUUAAAUUUGAAAAUCUAGUUUGUAUGAGUUUCUGGUGGAUUCUGCUAAUAAGGAACGUGACACAAGCCCAUGUUGCGUGUCUUCUGACAUCCCCACCUGAUCGCCGCGUCUCUCUCUCUACUGCAGGGGUGCUGUGGAACCUGUCCUCCUGCGAUGCGGUGAAGAUGACAAUCAUUCGGGACGCCUUAAGCACCCUCACCAACACUGUGAUCAUCCCCCACUCUGGCUGGAGCACCUCCUCCCUUGACGAGGACCACAAGCUCAAGUUCCACUCCUCGCUGGUGCUGCGCAACGCCAGCGGCUGCUUGAGGAACCUGAGCUCCGCAGGGGAGGAGGCGCGUAAGCAGAUGCGCUCCUGCGAGGGCCUGGUGGACUCCCUGCUCCACGUCAUCAAGGCCUGCGUCAGCACCUCUGACUUCGACAGCAAGAUCGUGGAGAAUUGCAUCUGCACUCUGCGGAACCUCUCCUAUCGCCUGGAGCUGGAGAUGCCCCAGUCGUGGCUGCUGGGGGGGCAGGAGCUGGACGGGCUGGUGAGCAGUGAGUCCCCCAGCAAGGAUGUGGACUCCAGCUGCUGGGGCAAGAAGAAGAAGAAAAAGAAGAAGAAAGGCUCGCAGGAUGACCAGUGGGACGGCGUGGGCCCCAUCCCCGGCUUCUCCAAGGCCCCCAAGGGGGUGGAGAUGCUGUGGCACCCGGCUGUGGUGAAGCCCUACCUGACGCUGCUGGCGGAGAGUUCGAACCCGGCCACGCUGGAGGGCUCAGCAGGGUCUCUGCAGAACCUCUCUGCGGGAAACUGGAAGUUUGCAGCCUACAUCCGGGCAGCAGUGCGCAAGGAGAAGGGCCUGCCCAUCCUGGUGGAGCUGCUGCGCAUGGACAACGACCGCGUGGUCUGCUCUGUGGCCACGGCGCUCCGGAACAUGGCCCUGGACGUGCGCAACAAGGAGCUCAUAGGGAAGUACGCCAUGCGCGACCUGGUGAACCGCCUGCCGGGGGGGGGCACCACGCUGCUGUCGGACGAGACGGUGGCCGCCAUCUGCUGCACGCUGCACGAGGUCACCAGCAAGAACAUGGAGAACGCCAAGGCGCUGGCCGACACCGGCGGCAUCGAGAAGCUCGUCAGCAUCACCAAAGGCAGGGGCGAGAGGUACUCGAUGAAGGUAGUAAAAGCAGCAGCUCAGGUUCUGAACACACUGUGGCAGUACAGAGACCUGCGCACCAUUUAUAAAAAGGACGGCUGGAACCAGAACCACUUUAUCACACCUGUUUCCACACUGGAGCGAGAUAGGUACAAAUCACAGCCCACCCUGCCAUCCACAAACCUACAGAUGUCACCUGUCAUCCAGUCAGGUGGCAGUGCGACGUCCUCUCCUGCCAUGUUGGGGAUUAAAGAACAUCGCUCAAAUUAUCAAAGAACACAGUCAUCUAUGCAAUUCUAUAAUUAUCAAGGAGAUGGCAGUGUACAUAAAUACCAAUCCACAACGUCCAGGAAGCCAUCGCAGUAUUUUACAGGAUCCUACUCCUCACCCACGAGAGAGGAGCCCAGACGAGGACAGCAGUUGUACUAUGCUGAGGAUCCCAGCAGGAGGACCUAUGAUACCUACAGAAGGUACCUGCAGUCUCCACGCAGCUAUGAGGACUCCUACUUCGAGGAUGGUGUCCAUUACUCCUCCACGGCGGACUACACGCCAGCGCCGCACUCGCUGAAAUCCACCACGAACUAUGUGGACUUCUACUCGGCCGCACGGAGACCUUCGUACCGGGCGGAGCAGUACCCGGGCUCGCCAGACUCCUGGGUGUAAAGGCUCCGCCCCUUUUCCAGGGAAUGGAGUCCCCUUAUUGGCUUUUACCUGUACGUUUCAUUAUUAAAUGACUUAUGAACGUGGGGUUGACAGGAUGUAGAUGGACAGCAGAACGUCUAGCCAAAGAAAGAGAUGGUGGGAUGUGCGUUUCGUGUUGGUAAGAAGGAAUAAUUAUGAAGUGGGAGGGAGCUGGGCCAAUAGGAUGAAGUUGGAGGGGGCUGGGCUGGGCCAGUAGGAUGAAGUGGGAGGGGCCAUGGCUGGGCCUGUAUUAUAAAGUGGGAGGGGCCUUGGCUGGACCAAUAGGAUGAAGUAGGAGGGGCCAUGGCUGGGCCUGUAGGAUGAAGUGGGAGGGGGCUGGGCCAGUAGGAUGAAGUGGGAGGGGCCAUGGCUGGGACUGUAGGAUGAAGUGGGAGGGGCCAGGACCAGAUGUCUCUCUCCUGUGACGUAUGUUUUCUUUUUUGUUUGUUUCUUUAAAGUUUGUAGCUGUGCUAGCAUGUUGAAGGAGUGAGUAAAGUGAAGAAAGGUACGGGAAUGUGACAGGACUGCGUAUGUAGGGACAAGCCUUUCAUAGCACUAAAAAAGAGGAUCUAAUGAUGUUAGUUUGUACAGAGGAAUGAAAUCAUAUUCCUUUCUUGUAUUAUUGCUGUACUUAAUAUUGAGAUUGUGUACCCCCAAGAAUCAUGUACAUUUUCUUCAUUUUAUUGUAAAUAUGGGGAAAAAACUCUAUCACUGGUUUUAAGCUCAUGAGUGCCCAUUUAAGAUUUGUGCCAUGUCUAAAUUACAUAGAAAUAUAAAUGCAAAGAAACUAGAGAAUAAUUUUUGAGCAGUGGGAAGCAUAACACAUGCAUUUGAGUGUAAUAAAAUGACAUAUUUUUUGUUCUCGUUUUGUUUUUGUUUUUAAUGAAUGCUGACAGUGGAGCUCUUUUCUGAGUGAUGUUGCAGAGUCUAUUUUUCCAUUCACUGCCCUGCGCCUCACAUGGAAUGGUUCACUGCCAUUUUCUAUGCACAGAGAACAGAAAUAAACAUCAAAGUUACCUCCAGAAA
Paramormyrops kingsleyae is the source of this 4744-nucleotide messenger RNA. The record is from RefSeq and is a predicted model, not a curated record. NCBI's taxonomy places the organism in Eukaryota, Metazoa, Chordata, Actinopteri, Osteoglossiformes, Mormyridae.